AUGGACUACGGUGGCUAUUUCACGCAACAGGCCUCCAGCAUUGAUGGCUCGGUGCCAAAUCCGUUCCAGCUCAAUACUAAUUUCAAUUUGAAUAAUAGCGCAGGAUAUGGUAACGGUGCACAAACACAAAUUUACGGACAGUACACAAAUCCUUACCUUACUGGUAACAGAUCUCUACCAACGUCAACAAGUCAACAGAAUGCAUAUCGUCAAAGUACUCAUGAUUCUCUUCAAGCAUUCUUCAAUACAGGCCUACAAUACCAGUUGUAUCAAAAAUCCUCGUUGAUGGGAUCAACUGAUGGACGAAAUGCCGCUAGUGGGAUCAUGGCCGGCAUUCCUGGAUCAUCGCUUGUCGGAGCGCUUUGCGGAAAUCCGUCAGAAAGACGUAAGCAACGUAGAAUUCGAACUACUUUUACCUCGGGUCAGCUAAAGGAGUUGGAGCGAAGUUUUAUGGAAAGUCACUAUCCGGAUAUCUACACCAGAGAGGACAUAGCGAUGAGAAUUGAUCUUACCGAGGCUAGAGUACAGGUAUGGUUCCAAAAUCGGCGAGCCAAAUAUAGAAAACAGGAAAAACAACGGAGAGCUAAGGAAGAAGGGGAAGAUGCGGAGAAAAAAUCAGAGGUUGACGAGAAGCUCAGCACAAGCGAAACACUGUCCGAUCUCGUUGACCAUUGA
Messenger RNA from Necator americanus (New World hookworm), 675 nucleotides. RefSeq lists its product as uncharacterized. Lineage: Eukaryota; Metazoa; Nematoda; Chromadorea; Rhabditida; Ancylostomatidae. The transcript is spliced from 5 exons. Gene Ontology annotation, biological process: regulation of transcription by RNA polymerase II. The record is from RefSeq and is a predicted model, not a curated record. Gene Ontology annotation, molecular function: DNA-binding transcription factor activity, RNA polymerase II-specific; RNA polymerase II transcription regulatory region sequence-specific DNA binding. Bases 1 to 675 code for a protein of 224 amino acids.